AUAUGUACACUCAUACACGCCCACAUGAACACAGAGUUUAUAAGUGCUCUCGCUCCUCUUCGAAGAAGUUGAGAUUUUGGGAUAGGCUAUCCCCUGUCCGUUUAAAACUCUGCUCACCAACACAACGACUUUGGAUGUGCUGACAGAGGGUCCCGCCACAAUUUGGUUAAAGGUACCUUUCUGGAUGAUCUAAAAGCUGUUGCCCUUCGCCUUUGGUCUCUUUGUAUAUGCCCUAAGUGAUUUACCAACAUGACAACCAGCUGGUACCCAAACCAAAAGGCCAGUUGCUGGAACCCUUUCAGAAGCAUCAAGUUUUUUGUAUUCUGUCAGGGCUUUCUGCAACUGGCCCAGCUGAUGGUGUCGGGCUGUCUGAAGAGCUCCGUCUCGACCAUCGAGAGACGCUAUGGGUUCACCAGCCAGGAGCUGGGCCUUCUGGUGGCCUUCAACGAGGUGGGUAACGUGAUGCUCAUCAUGUUUGUGAGUUUCUUCGGAAGCCGAGUUCACAGGCCUCGCCUGAUUGGCGCCGGGGCGCUGCUGGCCAGCGUGUCCUCGCUGAUCAUAGCCCUACCGCACUUCCUGAGUCGGCCCUACCAAUUCGCGGCGCACCCUGGUAUAUCCACCAACAACAUAACCACUGGCCUCUGCCAAUCACGGAGCUCCAUCGCCACCUUGGCGUCCAAUCACAGCUGUGUGAAUAGCUACGGUCAAACUCAGCAGGGGGUGUUCCCUGUGAUGCUCCUGGGUCAGCUGCUACUGGGGAUCUCCACAGUUCCCAUCCAGCCCUUUGGGAUGUCCUACGUAGACGACUACGCCAGCAGGAGGAACUCACCGUUCUACAUCGGGAUUCUCCUGGCAGUGACCUCUUUAGGGCCUGCUGCUGGGUUCAUGAUGGGAUCUUUUACACUGCGCUUCUACGUGGACUUUGACAAGACACCCACAGACCAGAUCCAGAUCGACUCCAAGGAUCUGCGCUGGGUCGGCGCCUGGUGGCUGGGAUUCCUGAUUGCUUCCUGCCUCCUCUUCCUCACCUCUUUGCCCUACCUCUUCUUCCCUCGAACCAUGGCCCAAGAGUCUGUCACUCCCGCAGAGGAGGCUAAAUCAAAGGAGGAGAAACAGCUGGAGGUGGUCCAGACCGCCUCCCUCAAGCAGUUCCUCAAAAGUUUUCCAAGAAUCGCCCUGAGAACCUUGCAGAACCCUGUCUUCAUGCUGAUGUGCCUGGGCCAGGUGUUCUGUGCUGGGAUCAUCGUGGGUGUCGUCACCUUCCUGGCUAAGUUCAUGGAGCGUCAGUUCAACCUGACCGCCUCCUAUGCCACCAUGUUGAUAGGGGUGGUCCACAUGCCCGUCUGCGUGGCGGCCAUCGUCAUCGGAGGGGCGGUAAUGCGCCGGCUGGACCUGUCCCGUUCUGGGGCAGCCAAGUGGUGCUCCCUGGCCAUCAUCUGCACCCUGUUCGUCUCCGUCCCGCUCCUCUUCAUCGGCUGCCCCACCCAGCGUGUGGCCGGGGUCUUCCCCACCAGCAGGGACGGGAGCGAGACGGCGUGCAGCGGCAGAUGCGAGUGUCCCCAGGACGCGUUCAACCCCGUGUGCGCUUCUGACGGCACCGAGUUCAGAUCCCCCUGCCACGCCGGCUGUAUCGCCAUGGAGACGGACAGCAGCAGCCAAAAAGUCCAGAACUACACCUCUUGUGGCUGCGUGACCGGUGGGGGUGGAGGUGGUGGCGGUGGUGGCGGCGGCGGCCGGCGGCGGCGGCGGAGGUGGCGGCGGUGGAGGCGGGUGGCGGGCGGCGGUGGCGGCGGCGGUGGAGGUGGGGGGACGUGUGGCAGCCGCUGCGCCCACCUCCUGGUGGUCUUCAUGGUGCUGUCGGCUCUCACCUGCUUCAUCGGCCCCACCUGCAAAGCCCCCUGCUUCUCCACCAUCCUCAGGUCUGUGCCUCCAGAGGACAAAUCCUUUGCGGUCGGGGUCUGCUACAUGCUCUUCCGGGUCUUAGCGUUCCUGCCGACGCCAGUCAUUUACGGAAGUGUCAUAGAUAGCAGCUGCAUUCUGUGGGGAAGGAAGUGUGGAAAAAAGACUUCCUGUCAGUACUACGACUUGGACUCCUUCAGACAUAGGUUCUUCAGCCUGCUCACGAUGUUCCUGUGCCUGGCGCUCUUCUGCUUCUUGAUGACCAUUCUGGUGCUCCGGAAGCAGGCAGGAAGUCUGGACAAGAAGCAAGGAAGUGAAAGAGAAUACAAGCUUGUUGGCUGCAGUGAUGGAGCGCGCAACGGCAAGGCCGAGCUGGACGUAGUGGAGGGGGGAGGGGGGCAGAGGAGCUGAGCUGACGGAUGGAGUGUGUGUGUGUGUGUGUGUGUGUGUGUGUGUGUGUGUGUGUGGUGUGUGUGUGUGUGUGUGUGUGUGUGUGUGUGUGUGUGUGUGUGUGUCAAUGUGAGUGAGUGUGUGUGUGUGUCUGUCUGUCUGUCUGUGUGUGUGAGUGAGGGAGUGAGUGUGUGUGUUGUAUUUUUUUAAAAGCUUCAAAGAAGCCUGUUUAAUGUCCUGAAUACAUCGGUGACUGUGAUGUUGUGGCCUUCGUUCAAUGUCGAGUAAAGACUUGGGUGGCCUUUGUUGAGCUUUAGUAUUGUAAUCUCUUUCAACUGAAGUAAUUGAGGCCAUUUAUACAGUAUAUCAUUGGAAAUCAUUGGCAACAGCAGCAUAGCAACAGUUUUUCAAGGUUAGCAGCAAAUUCCGAUGUUGUCCACUCUUUAUCUUCUGUGACACUCAACAUUCUGCUAAAAAUUCUCUGUCCAUUCUCAGACCAUUCACUGAAAGUAGUAUCAGUUUGAGACUUUGAAUCUCAAACUACUACAUGUUAGUGGAUCAGCUAUUACAUUAUACAUUAUAGCAUAUCAUGCUAAUAUUGCGAUUAAGGUUGCAGUUAACUGGUAGUGGCGUCUUCUGCAUUUGAGAGUUCUUGGGAAUCUACAAUAAAAGAGUGUUUCUCAUUCCGACCUCUUCAAAAUACAUGGUUCUUUCCAUGGGUGUGACCCAUAACCUUAUGCAUGUUUAAACCAAUGGUUUAUAUCUGGUGAAUAGUUAAUUUCCACCAAAGUUGUCUGUAUUAGUUGUUAUAGAAAAACAUUCACUCCGUAUUACAAAAAAUAAAUCAUUGCUUCCACCAUGGAGUUUAAUUUAUCGUCCUCGUCUGCAUGGCUUCAAACAUGAAAUCUCAAAAAGUAAUCAAAAAAUCCCCAGAUGUGAUUAGGUAAACUUCCUUGUGGUAGCGUGGCAAUCUGGAUCUGUUGCUCCUGGUUCGGGAAGAGGCUUGGAAUAUCUGUGAUCUCAAGUGGGGGCUGCCGGCCAACGCACAUCUGUUUCCCUUCGACUCCAUGCUCUCACUUUCAAAUUCCGAUGGCACAACAAAAGAAGUUGUGGUGUCGUUAUGGAAGAAGACUAACGAUCCAAUCAUGGCACAGAGAAAGUACGGGUGUUCUGCCAAGACUCACACUCAUGUUAAAACGCAUUGUACGGUCAAACACGUUCUUACUGUUAGUGAAGGAAGGCCAAAGGUAUUUUAUGUAAAUGCUGCAAACGUUACGAGCUGGAGCAGGAUCAGGGAUAACAAAUGAGAAAGAGAAAGUUGUAACUGUGGAUCAGGUUUCGACAUGACAACAUCUGUGAAGGGACAGAGAAUUGUGGGAAUACUUUGGGAAUAGAAGGUUUUUGAGGAAUUAGGAGGGCUGGCCCAAGUGUAGCAACAGGAUGUUGCGGUCUAAACAAACAUAAUUUAUGUUAUCCAUUGAAAGGAAAGUGCAUAUGAUUUAACAUCCUUCAUGUCAACUUAACGCACUGGCCUUUUCCGAACUGCAAUUGAAAAGUUGAGACAUUUCUGUUUUUUUCUUUAAGUCAUUUGCAUGAUUUUUGAAAAACAGAACUAAUUGAGAAGUGCCUCUGGGUACAGAGGCUUAUAAGGUAACACGCUCUGAGGACGGUUGAAUUAUGCCUAUCAUAUGAAGGACUGGUUCAACUGGUAGGCUGAUCGAGCUAUAAUAAUAAUACACUUGAUUCAUGUCACAACAAAUCCAAUUCAAGUUUUGUCUUGACCAAUACAUUAUUGGAACCUGCUGACAACGUCUGUUGGUAUGGAUCACUGGGAACAUAAUGCAUGGGAUGUUUUGUUGCUAUACAAAAUCGCCUCUUUUGUUUUUUAACAAAGGUCAUAAAAGGUUGUGCAAACAACACUAUUGAAUAGUUAAGUAUUAAAACGUGCAUAGAUGCCGAAGCACUAGGUUAAUAAUUGUGCCCUCCAUCUCGUUAGACCUGUUCUGGUCUCUUGAAAGAGUUUAAAACAUCUUGGGUGAGAGGGAGUGGGUUGGUGUGUGUGGGAGUGUAUGUCUGGGUCCUGUAUUUAGGGGCGGAGACUGACGAUGAGGGCUGAGGGCCUGAAGCAGUGCGGCUGUGUCCGUAGCCAUAGCUCUUAAAUGGUCGGCAUGUAUCGAUUUUAGUAGCAUUUUUUCUAUAUUUUUAUAUGCAAUUUGUGUAUAUUUUAUAAAAAUAUGUAUAAACGUCAUUCGACAAAAUACA
Molecule: messenger RNA, 4551 nt
Organism: Gadus morhua (Atlantic cod)
Lineage: Eukaryota; Metazoa; Chordata; Actinopteri; Gadiformes; Gadidae
Gene: slco2b1
Product: solute carrier organic anion transporter family, member 2B1
Exons: 17
Coding region: 250-2310 (686 amino acids)
Biological process (GO): sodium-independent organic anion transport; transmembrane transport; bile acid and bile salt transport
Cellular component (GO): apical plasma membrane; basolateral plasma membrane
Molecular function (GO): protein binding; bile acid transmembrane transporter activity
Source: RefSeq, a predicted model, not a curated record